Molecule: messenger RNA, 1169 nt
Organism: Danio rerio (zebrafish)
Lineage: Eukaryota; Metazoa; Chordata; Actinopteri; Cypriniformes; Danionidae
Source: RefSeq, a predicted model, not a curated record
ACUCAGUGUGAUCAUGUGACGGGCUCGCGAGCGCAAGAAGAGCUGGUCGGUAACGGAGGACCGAAUGCCAAUCUCAUUGAGAAAGCGCCUUUAUUGCGCGUGAGAGACGGGAGGGACAGACGUUUCUAGUGCUGCACUCACACACACACAUACACACACUCACUCACUCACACACACAGACAAGACAAGACAGAGGAAGCUUUGGGGAACUCGGGGAAAGGGUGCAUUUUCGCCGCCUCAAGAGGAAGUUAAGGACAAAUAUCUCGCUCAAAUAAAGCUUAAAGAGGGGCACGCGGGAGUCGCCGUUUCGAGUAACUUGUGGAAUUUAUCAGGAAUUGUUUAUUUAUAUUUUUAAAAGGAGACUUGGCUUCCCUCUUCACCCGUUUUGAAUUUCUUUUGUCCGUUUAAUUUCAUCUCAUCAGCUGCCCUAAAACAACUGUCAUCCCCAGAAUUGCAGUAGCCCAUUGCAGCAGCAGCGGAUUGUGCGUGAAGAGACAGCAGCCUUUCCCGCGGACGAGUCAGGCACUUGCCUUCUUCCCUUGCCUUUUUUUGUGCUCUAUUUAUUAUUUAUACUCCAGCCUUUAUUUAUCCUGGGACUUUUUCUGUCUAUUUUGGGGCGUCGGUGGUGAUUUCUGUGGAAUAUGGUGGGGGAAAUGGAAACGAAAGAGAAGCCGAAGCCGACCCCAGAUUAUCUGAUGCAGCUCAUGAACGAUAAGAAACUGAUGAGCAGUUUGCCCAACUUCUGCGGGAUCUUCAACCACCUCGAACGGCUUCUCGAUGAAGAGAUCAGCAGGGUACGAAAGGACAUGUACAACGACACGUUAAACGGCAGCACGGAGAAGAGAAGCUCCGAGCUCCCGGACGCCGUCGGCCCCAUCGUUCAGCUCCAAGAGAAACUCUAUGUGCCUGUUAAGGAAUAUCCUGAUUUUAAUUUCGUGGGCCGGAUCCUGGGACCCCGGGGACUCACAGCCAAACAGCUGGAGGCAGAGACUGGAUGCAAGAUCAUGGUGAGAGGGAAAGGCUCCAUGAGGGACAAGAAGAAGGAGGAACAAAACCGAGGCAAGCCCAACUGGGAGCAUUUGAACGAGGACCUCCAUGUGCUCAUCACAGUGGAGGAUGCCCAGAACCGAGCUGAGAUCAAGCUCAAGCGGGCGGUGGAGGAAGUCAAC